This is a messenger RNA of Gadus chalcogrammus (walleye pollock), 4250 nucleotides long. RefSeq names its product zinc finger and BTB domain containing 3 (gene zbtb3). NCBI's taxonomy places the organism in Eukaryota, Metazoa, Chordata, Actinopteri, Gadiformes, Gadidae. The coding region runs from base 363 to 2228 and encodes 621 amino acids. The record is from RefSeq and is a predicted model, not a curated record. The transcript is spliced from 3 exons. Gene Ontology annotation, biological process: regulation of transcription by RNA polymerase II. Gene Ontology annotation, molecular function: RNA polymerase II cis-regulatory region sequence-specific DNA binding; DNA-binding transcription factor activity, RNA polymerase II-specific; protein binding. Gene Ontology annotation, cellular component: nucleus.
CCCCGGAAACAACCACCACAGAAUAAGUUACCUUUUACCCUGAAAGCAAUUCCUUCCCCAGGUAGCUGAAUAAAACAUGAAAAAGGCGCUGAGCGAAUAAUAAGGACUCACCUGUGUCUCACUCUGGCUUCUACACACAGGUCACCAUGGCUCCAUAGGUGAUAAGAGUCACAGACACCGUUCCUUACUGAUAGGGGAAGAACAUAAAGGGGAUUUUUAUCUCUUUUGCUCGUCUCUAUUUAUGUUCAAUCUGCCCUGUUUAUUGAGAUGUCUUAACCGUAGAAUCAACUGCAGCGUUCAUAAUCUAGAACAGCAGGAGGACUGUAUUCCUUUAUCUGAGUUCCUGGUCCCCCAGCCUGGCGAUGGAGUUCCCCCAGCACUCCCAGCAGCUGCUGUCCGCCCUGCGUCUGCAGCGGCAGCGCGGCUUCUUGUGCGACUGCACCGUCAGCGUGGGCGCGUCCCGCUUCCCCGCCCACCGUGCCGUGCUGGCCGCCUGCUCGCCCUUCUUCUACAUGUUCUACUCAGACUCCCCGGGGGCCGGGGCCGGCGCCGUGGGCUCGGUGACGCUGGACAGUGACAUUGUGACGGCGGAGGCCUUCAGCCUGCUGCUGGACUUUGUGUACGAGGGCCUGCUGCGGCUGGAGUCGCCCUCCAUGCCCGUGGAGGACGUGCUGGCGGCGGCCAGCUUCCUGCACAUGAACGAGGUGGUGCGGGUGUGCAAGAGGCGGCUGCAGCGGCGCGGGCCCCUGGCCGAGGCUGACAGCACCCGCUCCGAGGAGAGCUUCACGGCCCGGGCCGUCCCGGAGACGGGGGGCAGAGGCGGCGGCGCCCCAAGGGAACCCCCCCCUCCGCCGCCGCCACCAAUGACCACGGAGCAGAGUCGUUUGGAGUGUGUGAAGAUAGAAAGCCGCGCGGCGCCGGGACCAGAGCGCGCCCCCUUCAGCCCGGGCCUUGCCGACACCACGCAACCGGGCAUGGAGACCCCGCCCGUCCCCCCCGCGGCCGGGCUCCCUCUGGGGCCGGCCCCGGCGCUGCCCGCCCCCAGGUUCGGAGCUCUGGCUCUGGCUCUGCCUGGUCUGGGCGGCCAACGCCUCUACAGCCCCUGCAGCACCACUGAGGCAUACAGUAACCAGCAGCCUUCCUCCUCCUCCUCCUCCUCGUCCUCCUCGUCCUCUCUGGGCGUGGCCAGCCAGUCGGGGUUCGGGGGGGUGGUCCUCCCGUCCCCCAGCCAGGGUCGGGAUGACCCCUGCCAGCCGUGGCACACGGAGGAGGGCAAGAGGACGGCCCCGCAGCCCCCCAGAGCCCAGACGCUCGCCGCCCCCCCCUCGCCCCAGCCCCACGCAGAGCACAAAGCCCCGCCCCUGGGGCCCCUCGGCCCAGGGUCCCUCCAGGACCCCCCCAGGUCAGAGCAGGGGCCCCGUCUCGCUCCUCUGACCAACAGUGCCCUGGAGCUGGAAGGCAUGGUGAUGGGGCCCGUCGGCAAUGCGGCGAUGGUCGGCAUGGCGAUGGGGCCCGUCGGCAACCCAGCGAUGGUCGGCAUGGAGACGGGGCCCAGCAGUAGGAAGGAGGCGGGGGGUCAUAGCGACGCUCAGAUGGGCGGGGAGAGGGCGGCGGCGGAGCAGCAGGUGGGAGAGGGCGUCACGGUGAAGGUGGAGGCCAUCGUGAUCUCCGACGAAGAGCUGGAGGAGGGCGAGACAGACGAUGAGGACGGGGGCGCGGGGGGGUUGGCGAUGGAGGUGUUGAACGGGGAGUACGACCCCGACGGACAGCAGGACGAGGGGGGCGGCGCCCGCUACCUCUCCUCCCACCUGCCCCUGAUGGGCCAACGCGCCGGGGAGCACUUCUCCUUCCCGCUGUCGCCCUCCUCCGCCGGGCCCCGCUCCCUCUUCCCGCCCAGCGGGCUGGGCUCCGACCACCCGGCCUACUUCCAGGACUUCCAAGACUUCCAGGACGCGGCCGGGGGCUUCCCGGACGAUGUGCCAACCUGCGGCGUGUGCGGCAAGACCUUUUCGUGCGCCUACACGCUCCGCCGCCACGCCAUCGUUCACACUCGCGAGCGCCCGUACGAGUGCCGCUACUGCUACCGGAGCUACACGCAGUCGGGGGACCUAUAUCGGCACAUACGCAAGGCGCACGACCGUAGCCUCCCGGCCAAGCGGAGCAGGGGGGAGCUGGAGCCUCCGCCGCCACAGCGCGUGCCCUCGCACCCACACCCCCCCCUCAGCUAACACACUCCUUGUGCACCAUGGAUUACUGAUGUACAGAAACAGACGCACCAGUACUGAGACUUAUUUAUUUUUAAUCAAAGCUGUUUUAACAAACAAAAAAUAUGCCCACACUAAAACACUAAUAACCUGCUUAAUCACUGAAUUGCGGUUGGCUUUACUAUUAUCCAUUAAUUUACAUUUAGAACGCUGCAGUUGACACUUUUAUCCAAAGCCAAUGACUUUUUUAUACAAGGACAACAGCUAAUGCACACAUUCACACACCCGACGGCAGAGUCAACCAUGCAAGGCCAGCCAGCUCGUCAGGAGUAGUUAGCUCUACCUCCUGAGCUAUUCCCAACCUUGGUCUUGCCCCAUCUUCUCCUAUUUGUCAAGGGGGAACAAACCGGGGGACUCAAGUUAAUGCCGUAUAGAAGUGAGAUGUAAUUCAGUCAGAUUAAAUCAGGCAACUAUGACGCUACCUUUUGGACAACUUGGUGUGUGUUCCCUCAGUUAUAAUUUAUUUAUUUUACGCAAGGUGUGAAAAAAAAAGGGUUGGCAUUAAAACCCAUGCCAAACGGCAACUGUGUAAUAAUAUGUGGCUUAAGACCUAUUUUGUAUUACUGCUAGCAUAUGUUUGUAUUAGAGGUUGUUUAUCGGUGUGUACUUAUUGUCUAUAACCUGUGUCCUCAUACCCUCCUACACUGUCGAGAUGUAAUGAAGUGGACUUUUUGUUUAUUGCCGAAUUGCCUUGAUCUGUUAAUACAAUCGUUACAAUUCUCCUUCUGGCUGGAGGUUCUAAACCUGCAGAAGUAAAAACUGCUCGAGGGACAUAACUCAAUGUUACACAGUGCUUGUAAUAAGCUGAAUACUAAAGUGCCACAUUGCAGUACUUAGGAUCACACAAAAAAGGUAUUUGUAGCAAAUAUGUUAAUGUUCAUUUUAUUAUUGUGAAUAAACGUUUAAAUCUACCCUCAGUCCCAAAAGGUCAAAUAUAUGAUAAGGAAAUAUGUCUAGUUAUUUGUGUCGCAGUAACACAAGAAUGUUCGUCAUUGGGAGAUGUGCCAUGCUUCGAAUGCUCCUUUCACAGACGACCGUUCCGUUCUCUGGCUUGCUGGAGUGGGAGGAUAACCUGCACCGGUGCUUCUGCCAGUGGGGCCGAGGAAGAAGAAGGCGUCUCCAAUCAAUCUUCUACAGCUCCAUGAAUCUGUGAAGCCAGGAGUCCAAUUUAAAUACAAUCUAGCUUCAUACUCUUUAUGUUUUCAACAUAUUGGCAUGUCGGCAUUAGGCACAGGAGGUAGUGCGGGUCGGCUGGUAACCGGAAGGUUGCUAGUUCCAUCCCCGGCUCCUCCUAGCUGAAUGUCGAGUCGUCCCGGAGCAAGAUCCCUCACCCUGACUGCUCCAGACGAGCUUGUUGUCGCAUUGCAUGGACAACGCCGUCGGUGUGUGAAUGUGAGCAUGAAUGGGUGAUUGUUAGGCAAUAUUGUGAAGUGCUUUAGAGUGGCCACUGGAUAGAGAAGUGCUAUAUAAAUGCAGUCCAUUCAUAAAUAAUUUCAUCAAUAGAGAUUACAUAUGUGGGCCUCGAGCCCUCUAAAAGGUUCAAGUAUAAUUAACCUCGAUUUCCAAGAGCCAAAUUUCAACACUAAUCUGUUUGGGGCUAGGAGUUCUAGGAAGGAGGCAUGUUGUACUCAUGGAAAUGACUCGUCUGUGAUACUUGUUUAGCAGUCAUUGUGUAUGAGCUACAUAAUGAGUGAUAUGUCUGAAAUGCACCACCCAAGGCGGCGUUAUACCACGAGUGCCCUCAGACCAGACACAGCUCCCGGUGUCCCCUCAUGGUGAUCUCAGAGAGCACACUGGAAGGCCCUUUGACCCCACAAAUGCUAACUGUAUUUAAUCAAACCAACUGGGUGGAGGGGACAUUCAGAAAUAGGAUUUUGCUGCCUUUUCUUGCCGUGUGACAGUGAAUACAAGGCCUAGUUGACGAUCAUAUAAGACAUGCGCAUUAAAUCAAUCUGCACGUUAAAAUCCAAACCGAUUUAGGCUUCU